Messenger RNA from Symbiodinium pilosum, 3060 nucleotides. The record is from the annotation of a GenBank genome assembly. NCBI's taxonomy places the organism in Eukaryota, Dinophyceae, Suessiales, Symbiodiniaceae.
AUGCCACGGUGGGUAAAUUGCCCUGGCAUCAACGUGACACAGAAUCGCUUCUUUCAAGGCUUAUCUUCAUUUCGCACACUGGCAACACAGCUGGUUGGCUUUGCGGUUAUCAGUUUCGUCUGGAUCAGUGCCAGUGCAGAAACCUCCGUUGAACGUGGGGAGUAUCUGACCAAUAUUCUCGGCUGUGGCGGAUGCCACACCGAAGGCGCGCUGCUGGGGAACCCCACCGGGCAGUGGCUUGCCGGCUCAAGAAUUGGCAUCGCCUACACCAAAGAUCUGGACGAUGUCAGCCCGGGCAUCGUCUUCCCCGGCAACCUGACCGCUGACAAAGACACAGGCCUGGGUCGCUGGAGCAGAGAUGAGAUCAAAACAUUUCUACUCACCGGUAUGGAUCACUACGGCAAACAGGCCACAACGGUGAUGCCGUGGCCCAACUAUGCAUAUCUGCGUGAUCAGGACUUAGACGAUAUCGCCAGUUUCCUGAAGCAGCUGGCGCCAAUAAAACAGCCUAUCCCUGAAUCUGUAGUGGCUGGCGCUCCGGCCGCAGAUGAUCACGGCGCAAAGCUCAGUGUUGUGACUAUUGUGCGACCCCUGACUCAGGCAUAUACGGGUAUCGAAGUGGCUGGUCUGGCUGCAGCGGCGAUGAAUUUUGAAGGUGAAGCGCGUGCCAGUGUGGAGAAAUCACUUGGCGAGCUGUGCACUAAAUUUGCUGUCGAAAGCACUGAUCGCCACGUCCAGUUCGGCGUACCGGCAACAGAGAUCAAACAAACCGCUGAACAGCUUGGCGCAGACCUGAUUGUUAUGGGCUCACACGGCAAACACGGCCUUGGCUUGCUGCUGGGAUCUACCGCCAAUGCUGUGUUACACGGUGCAACAUCUGACGUACUGACAAUCCGGGUUCGCAUGAGCGACGUUAACAAAGACUCAAACAAUACCCUGGUCUUCAGAUUCCUCGGCGCUGUCGAGCGGCUUGGCAAUCGCCUGCCGGAUCCGGCGAUGCUGUUCCUUAUGGCUAUGCUCCUGGUGUGGCUGCUGUCCUGGUUGUUUGCGGGUUAUGGUUUUUCUGUACCUGCCCUGGAUGGUGCACGCGAACUGAAUGUAGAGAAUCAGCUCAGCGGUAGUGCGCUGGCCACAUUUUUAGCCACCAUGGUUAAAACCUUUACCAGUUUUGCUCCGCUGGGUGUGGUGCUGGUUGCGAUGCUAGGCGUAGGUGUUGCCGAACAUACCGGCUUCAUUAACGCCGGCCUGAAGUCUUUGCUCUCCAUUACCCCGGCCAAACUCCUGACCCCUAUGUUGCUGCUGGUGGCUAUUGUGAGCCACACCGCGGCGGAUGCAGGCUAUGUGUUAGUGAUUCCAUUAGGCGGAAUUAUUUUCUACGCGGCCGGGCGUCACCCCCUGGCGGGCAUUGCCUGCGCAUUUGCCGGCGUAUCCGGCGGUUUCAGCGCCAACUUCAUACCAUCAGGCAUCGACCCGCUGUUACAGGGCUUUACCCAACAGGCCGCGCAGAUCAUUGACCCCAGCCGUGAGGUCAACCCACUGUCAAACUGGCUGUUCACCAGUGUGUCCUGCCUGUUUGUCAUUGCUGUUGGCUGGUUUCUCACCGACAAAGUCAUUGAGCCCAGGCUGAAGGGCACAGAUAUCGACGGCGAUGAUCUGGAAGCGACCCGCAUGGACCCGUUAACCCCCAGAGAGCGCCGCGGUCUUUGGGCUGGCAGUGCCGCCAUGUUCAUCGGCAUUGUUCUGCUGGUAUGGGCGGCAUACCCGAUAGAUUCCCCCUUACGUGCACCCAAUGGCGAUAUCACCGCAUUUUCCGCACCCAUCAUGCAGUCCAUCGUACCGCUGAUAUUUCUGCUGUUUAUCAUUCCAGGCACUGUGUACGGGUAUGUUGCCGGCACGGUCAGCAACCAUCGCGACAUCAUCGCUGGCAUGACUAACAGCAUGAACACCAUGGCGUACUACCUGGUCAUGAUAUUUUUCUGCGCACAAUUCACUUACGCGUUCAGCCAAUCCAAUCUGGGUGCGCUGUUGGCUGUGCAGGGUGCAGAUGUUCUGCAGGCGCUGGCAUUACCCGGCUCGGUCACUCUGCUGGGUAUCAUUUUUUUAACCGCAUUUGUUAACUUGUUAGUCGGUUCGGCAUCAGGCAAGUGGGCACUGCUGGCCCCUAUAUUCAUACCGAUUCUCAUGCAGGUUGGAUUGUCACCCGAACUGACCCAGGCAGCCUAUCGGGUGGGUGAUUCGUCAACCAACAUCAUUACGCCGCUGAUGCCGUACUUCCCUCUGGUUGUUGCUUACUGCCAGCGCUGGGUGAAAAACACCGGCAUUGGCACGGUCACCGCGAUGAUGCUGCCCUAUUCGGCCGCACUUCUGGACAUACGGGAGACCAGCAGUGUCGCUGCCGAACUGGAAAACAAUCUCCAGGAGAUUAUCGCCAGACUCGAUAUGCAGCAGAAGUUAUACAGUGAAAGCCUGUGUGAUGGCGCGGAUGGCGACCAGGGUUGUACCCGCAUGGCCAGGCAGCUGGGAGAAACUUACCUGGAAAUGCUCAACGCCAUGGGUGAACGCCUGCCGGAAAUGGAACGCGCGGUAAACAAUACGCGCAGCAGCCUGGAAAAAAGACUGCGCCAGGAACUGGGGCAGCGCACUACCCCAACCACCCUGCAGGAACAGUUACUGGGCCAGCAAACGGCUACCGGCCGCGCCGAUCAACCCGCAUUACGCGGCAGAUCCGGAGUGCGCUUAUCUGAUCGAUUCAAACAGUACUACGACCUCGUGGCGACCCACAAAAACGGUCCCAGCAAAUCUCUGGCGGUGGUUGCCGCAGACAUCUACCUCGACAUGGAAGAGGCCUCAGUGCUGAUUGCUGCAACACAGCAGGAGAUCGGUCGUGCAGCCCUGAUGGAGCAGCUUAAUCAGUCAUUUGGACUGAUCACGCCGGAAAUGUCCGCAGUUGUGGGCGGUGUAAAAGAAAUUCUCUUCGGAGAGUCCUCUAACGCCACACCUAUAGCCUCCCCCCCUUACGAAAUUGGUCAGACAGAAUUUGUCAGCCCGUUAGAAAUGUAG